AUGGACGUUGUGGCCUCCCUGGCUGAGCUCCAAGCAGAGGCCAGCUGCCCCGUCUGCCUGGAUUACCUCACAGACCCAGUGACCAUUGAGUGUGGGCACAACUUCUGUGGCUCCUGCAUCCACCAGUGCUGGGAAGAUCUACAGGACAUCUUCCCCUGUCCUGUCUGCCUCCACCACUGCCCUGACAGGGACUUCAAGAGGAACACCCAGCUAUGUCACAUGACUGAUAUGGUUAAGCAGAUUCCCACCACAGGGAGCCAGAGGAAAUUGCAGGAAGAAAAACUGCUGUGUGAAAAGCACAAUGAGGUUUUCACCCUUUUUUGUGACAGUGCCCUGGAGCUGUGGUGUCCCCAGUGCAAGAUCUCAGACCACCAGGAUCUGCCCCUGACACCCAUUGACGAAGCUGCAGCUAGUCACAGGAGGAAGCUCAAAAGCUACAUUGAGCCCCUGAUAGUGGAGUUUGAAGAUGCUGAAACGGAGUAUGAAAACCACAUUGCAAAAGCUUUUGAAGUUCAGAGAAAAAUGGAAAAUUGGAGGAGAGAAUUGUACUAUGAAUGUAAAGAACUUAAGCAUUCUUUGGAAGUAGAACACGAUGAAAUCAAUGCCAGCCUACUUAUAGAAGAGAAGGAUGUUGAAGAAAAAAUAACUGAAAAUGGAAGGCAAAUUUCAAACCAUAUGUUCACACUAAACAAUCUGUUAUGUGAAAUAGCAGAGAAGUAUUUGCAGACAGACCUGGAUUUACUCACAGGUAUUGAAAGUACCCACAACAGGUAUGAGAACCUAGAGACCCCAGCAGUUGUUUUGUAUGAAUUAAAGAAGGAGAGUUUCACUCUCCCCCCACACUAUUUUGGCCUGCAUAAAAUGAUGAGCACAUUUCAGGUAGAUUUGACUCUGGAUCCGGAAACUGCCCAUCCAAGUCUCAUUAUCUCGAGAGACAGAAAAAGUGUGACAUAUAGGAUACCAGAUGGUCUUCAUAAUCCCCAGGCACUUUCGUCUUACCCAGCUGUCCUGAGCUCUGAGGGCUUUGCUGCUGGCAGGCAUUUUUGGCAGGUAGAAGUAAAAGGCACAGGUGAAUGGUCCUUAGGUGUGUGUAAAGAAUCUGCCCUCCAAAAUGCUCUUAUGUCACCAUCCCCAAGCAGUGGCAGCAGGCACAUUGAGCUUUGCGCCAGUAUAUGCGGAACUUGCCCUAGAGGACAUGUCAUGCGGGUUGGCAUUUUUCUGGACUAUGAGUUGGGAGAGGUUUCAUUUUAUAAUUUAAAUAACAGGUCAUACUUGUAUGGAUUCACUGAUACAUUUACAGAAAAACUUAUGCCUUAUUUCUCUAGUGCACCUUCUUCAAAAUCUCUUACAAUCAGCGUCAGAGAUGAAUGA
Molossus molossus (Pallas's mastiff bat) is the source of this 1371-nucleotide messenger RNA. RefSeq names its product tripartite motif-containing protein 60-like. The transcript has a single exon. The coding region runs from base 1 to 1371 and encodes 456 amino acids. The record is from RefSeq and is a predicted model, not a curated record. NCBI's taxonomy places the organism in Eukaryota, Metazoa, Chordata, Mammalia, Chiroptera, Molossidae. Gene Ontology annotation, molecular function: protein binding; zinc ion binding.